AAAUGAAUAAGGGUAAGGAUAAGGUAAAGGAAAAUGAAAAGGAGAAGGUUGAAUUUCAAGUGUACAAUACAAUGACUAGGCAAAAGGAAGUCUUCAAACCAAAGGAAAAUGGAAAGGUCAAAAUGUAUGUGUGUGGUGUUACCAGUUACGAUUUCAGUCACAUCGGUCAUGCCCGUGCCUACGUCGCUUUCGACAUUCUCUACAGAUAUCUGAAAUACUUGGGAUAUGAUGUUGUGUAUGUGCGCAACUUCACUGAUGUAGACGACAAGAUAAUUAAGCGGGCUAAUGAGCUUGGAGAAGACCCAAAAGCUUUGAGUGGUCGAUACUGCCAAGAGUUUCUAAAAGACAUGGAUGAUCUCCAUUGCCUCCAACCGACGCAUCAGCCACGUGUUACUGAUCAUAUGGAGCAGAUUAAAGAUAUGAUAGCUAAGAUAAUGGCUAAUGGCUGUGCAUACACAAUCGAUGGAGAUGUUUAUUUCUCUGUUGAUAGUUUUCCAGAGUAUGGUCGAUUAUCUGGACGAAAAUUAGAAGAUAAUCGAGCUGGAGAACGAGUUGGAGUUGAUUCAAGAAAGCGAAAUCCUGCUGACUUUGCCUUGUGGAAGGCUGCAAAGCCUGGUGAACCAAGUUGGGAGAGCCCCUGGGGUCCUGGGAGACCAGGUUGGCAUAUAGAAUGCAGUGCAAUGAGUGCGUACUAUCUGACACAUUCCUUUGAUAUACAUGGUGGUGGAAUGGACUUGACUUUUCCUCACCAUGAAAAUGAGAUCGCCCAGAGUUGCGCUGCUUGCCGGGAGAGUAAUAUUAGUUACUGGAUGCAUAAUGGUUUUGUGAACAUAGAUGACGAGAAAAUGUCGAAAUCAUUGGGGAACUUCUUCACUAUACGUGAGGUUACUCGAUUGUACCAUCCCCUUGCAUUGAGGUACUUCUUGUUGGGAAAUCACUACCGAUCUCCGGUUAAUUACUCAAUAUCACAGAUAGAAAUUGCUUCAGAAUCUGUGUUCUACAUUUAUCAGACCUUACAUGAUAGUGAAGAAGCCCUCUCAGUUUUCCAACAAGGAGCUGAAACUGCAACAAAUGUAAAGGGGCGUGUUAGCCCUCAGGCCAAAGAAGGCAUCACGAAGCUGCGUAGUGAGUUGGAGACAAAACUCUCUGAUGACUUGCAUACACCCACAAUUUUAAAUGCUGCUCUUCAAGAAGCGCUUCGACUCAUGAAUAGUUAUUUGAACAUGCUGAAGAAAAAGCAGCAAAGGCAACAACAUUUAACUGCCUUUUUGUCCCUAACCGAGCUCCUGAAAGAGGUGAAAGCAAUAUUGGAUGUCCUUGGCUUGCUCUCCAGUUUAACAUGUGCUGAGGUUUUGCAGCAGUUUAAAGAGAGGGCAUUGAAAAGGGCUGAGUUGACAGAGGAAGAUGUUUUGCAUGCAAUAGAGGAAAGAACACUAGCAAGGAAAAACAAGGAGUUCGGUAGAAGUGAUCAGAUCAGAACUGAUUUGGUGGCAAAGGGUAUCGCUUUAAUGGAUAUAGGGACAGAAACAGUGUGGAGGCCUUGUGUAAGACCCGAACAAGAACAGCCUGCCGCACCAGCUCAAUCAAAUCAGUCUGCUGCAGCAGUGCAUGAACAGCCUGUUGCUCCAUUUCAACAAAUGCAGUCUGCUGCAGCACCGCAAACAGAACAGCCUGCGGUGCCACCUCAGUAGCUCUUCUCUGAUGACUCGAGUGGAAAUUCUUUUCCGGAGUAAUUUUCGUACUUAUUUGAGAUCUUUAACUUGUGAACUAGAGAGGUUAUAGAUGAGACAUACUUGAUACUGUUUAUAGCAUUGGGCAUGUAGCUAAGAUGAGCUAAAGAAUUACUUCCCUGGUUCAUUCUCUUUACAAGAAGGGAGGAUGGCCUGAGCUCAGUGCUCCCUUUCUGUUACAUUUGACGGCCCUGCAGCCAGCUCCAGGAGCUGAUAUUUUUGCCUAGGGUUAAGCGGUCCAAUUGACAUGUAAACUUUGUCAUUGUUGUACUGUUGUACUGAUAAAACUAUGAAUAUGGCAGAUAGCACCACCAGUAUUUGGAGAUAUUUCCAAAUAUCUUAGAUCUAUUUCACUAUAGUGAUUGAAUAAAGCUGGUGCCAAUAUGUGUUUUUAUUUUA
This is a messenger RNA of Lycium ferocissimum, 2129 nucleotides long. RefSeq names its product cysteine--tRNA ligase 2, cytoplasmic. NCBI's taxonomy places the organism in Eukaryota, Viridiplantae, Streptophyta, Magnoliopsida, Solanales, Solanaceae. Gene Ontology annotation, molecular function: cysteine-tRNA ligase activity; ATP binding. The transcript is spliced from 9 exons. The coding region runs from base 3 to 1691 and encodes 562 amino acids. Gene Ontology annotation, cellular component: cytoplasm. Gene Ontology annotation, biological process: cysteinyl-tRNA aminoacylation. The record is from RefSeq and is a predicted model, not a curated record.